AUGUCGAUACAUGCUCUUCCACAGACGGCAGUACGCACAAUCCGCUCUGGUCAGGCCCUGACAGAUCCAGCUUCUGUGGUCAAAGAACUUAUUGAUAAUGCUCUCGACGCGCGAGCAUCGAACAUCACUAUCGAGAUAUCGACCAAUACUCUCGAUGUGAUCCAAGUCAAGGAUAAUGGUCAUGGAAUUGCGCCUACAGACAGGCCACUUGUGGCAAAGCCUUAUUGCACCAGCAAACUCAAGGAUGAAAAAGAUCUUGCUCUUGUAGGUUCAUCCUAUCUUGGCUUCCGAGGUGAAGCCUUGAGCAGUGCAUUGGAGAUGAGUGGUGAGAUGAUCAUCACUACAAGGGUCGAGGGCGAAAGCAUUGCUACUGCCAUCAAAAUCUGUCAGACUGGCGAUCCAGCUCAAGAUCGUGCAACGCACCCCCCAGGAACCACAGUUCGCAUUGCCAACUUCCUCAAGAAUCAGCCUGUUCGCAAGCAAGUCGCCUUGAAAGCCGCACCCAAGACACUGUUGAGGAUCAGACAACUACUACAGUCGUAUGCCUUUGCCAGACCAUCCACUAGGUUGUCAUUGAAGGUUAUCAAGGCCAAGAAUGACAAGGAUAACUGGACUUAUGCACCCAAGAUUGGCAGUGGAAUCGAAGACACAGCUUUCAAAGUUGUGGGAAAGCCUUGUGCUUCUCAAUGCACCUGGGCAGAGUUGGAGCACGAGGGCUUCACCGUACAAGCCUUCCUUCCUCGCCCAGACGCUCAUGCUUCCAAGAUCAGCGGAAUGGGACAGUAUGUGUCGGUUAACGAUCGACCUCUCACUUCGUCCCGGGGCAUCUCCAGGCAACUCAUUCGAACAUUUAAGGAAAGCCUCAAAGAAUCAUCACCAUUAGAAGACGCGAAGGAUCCAUUUCUAUACUUGUCGCUCUCUUGUCCGCCAGGCAGUUACGACGUCAACAUCGAGCCAGCCAAAGAUGAUGUUCUGUUCGGUGAUGUCGACAAAGUCCUGGAAGCUGUCAGAAGACUGAUGCUGAUCUCGUAC
Aureobasidium pullulans EXF-150 is the source of this 1032-nucleotide messenger RNA. RefSeq lists its product as uncharacterized. The transcript has a single exon. Gene Ontology annotation, molecular function: mismatched DNA binding; ATP-dependent DNA damage sensor activity; ATP hydrolysis activity. Gene Ontology annotation, biological process: mismatch repair. Gene Ontology annotation, cellular component: MutLalpha complex. The annotation marks the transcript as partial. The record is from RefSeq and is a predicted model, not a curated record. NCBI's taxonomy places the organism in Eukaryota, Fungi, Ascomycota, Dothideomycetes, Dothideales, Saccotheciaceae.